UGCCCUUGACGCGAGCGGCUUGCUUUGUUUUGAUUCGGAUCGCGCUGGUUUCGCGAUGCCUACGUGAGUUUCGACACCUCAAUUAUUAAUCCUGCGCAGCGGAGACGUCACGCAACCGAGUCAUUAUAUAAAUCGCUGGAAAUGCUGUCGAGCGUCACGAGAGUGGUCGGCCGACUCCUGCCGUCUGCAACUGCAACUGCGUCCAGAGCCAUGGCCACCAAGACGAUCCCUCUGUCCGACGACUUCCUCUUCAGACAGCUGUUCGACCGGGAGAGCUGCACCUACACGUACCUGCUGGCCGACCUGGGCAGCAAAGAGGCCGUUUUGAUCGACCCUGUGCUGGAACUGGCGGAAAGGGAUGCGCAACUCAUCUCGCAACUCGGGCUCAGCCUGAAAUACGCGAUGAACACGCACAUGCACGCCGACCACGUGACGGGCUCGGGAAAGCUGAAGGAGCUGCUUGCCGGCUGUCGGAGCGUCAUUUCCAAGGCGAGCGGCGCGCAGGCCGACGUGCACGUGGGUGACGCCGAGCUCGUCGAGUUCGGACGGCACCAACUCGAGUGCCGCGCCACGCCCGGACACACCAACGGGUGCGUGACGUACGUGUGCAAGGAGCAGGGCGUGGCGUUCACCGGCGACGCGCUGCUCAUCCGAGGCUGCGGCCGCACCGACUUCCAGGAAGGCAGUCCCGCCACCCUCUUCCACUCGGUCCACACCAAAAUCUUCUCGCUGCCAGACGAAUUCAAACUCUACCCGGCACACGACUACAAAGGUCUGACCGUGACGACCGUUGGCGAGGAGAAAAAGUUCAAUGAGCGGCUGACGAAGCCUCUGAAGGAGUUCGUGGACAUCAUGGACAACCUGAACCUGCCGUACCCCAAGAUGAUUGAUAAGGCCGUGCCCGCCAACCGCGUCUGCGGCCUUCAGUUCUGAUAACAACGCACGCAGUAUAUAUCUAUUUUUACGCCUGUUAUCGCAUCAAAUGCGUCUCUUGUUCAAAUUAGGCCACUGAAGUGUGAUUACUCGCACUUAGUUGUGAUAAGCAGUAUCUUGCUUGGUUUCUAAAACCGGGUGGAAAUUUUAAUAAUUGUGAUAGCUUGUCAGUUUUUUUAGAACAAAUAUCAAUUAUUUACAGUUUUAAAAGGUUUUGUCGAGUAUUGCAAUAAAUUUUAAAAAUCUUUAAAGGCCACCUGUACUUUUUCCGCCAUUUUGUCGUGAAAAUCAAUAAAAAUGCCACAAAUCUGGUCUAAAA
Molecule: messenger RNA, 1252 nt
Organism: Cloeon dipterum
Lineage: Eukaryota; Metazoa; Arthropoda; Insecta; Ephemeroptera; Baetidae
Product: persulfide dioxygenase ETHE1, mitochondrial-like
Exons: 6
Coding region: 142-933 (263 amino acids)
Biological process (GO): glutathione metabolic process; hydrogen sulfide metabolic process
Cellular component (GO): mitochondrion
Molecular function (GO): sulfur dioxygenase activity
Source: RefSeq, a predicted model, not a curated record